AUGAGCUUGUGGACUGUUGGACAAAUUGAAGGCGACAAAUACACUAUAAUUGUGAAGAGAAGAGGUGGUAAAGAAAAAAAGAACAAGGCAACGUCAUCAUCAGCCGCCACUCCAACUUCGGUCGAAUUAUCAUCGCGAAAAUCGAUGCCGAAGAGAAAGAAGAAUCGUAGAGUCGUUGUUAAUGGUAACCUUAUUUAAUAUAUCAACACCUACCUAACAUUGAUUUUUUAGAUGAACAUUUGGAUCCAGAGACUGAAAAUGUACUUCGAAACAUCCGCGAGAUCAAUAAAUAUCUGAAAUACAAAUAUAAUAUCAAACCAGAAUUACCAAGAACUCAAAGUAGUUCCUGCAAAACAACUAGAUCAUCAUCUCGUUCAACACAAACUCGUUAUUCAACUGCAACUUCGGCAAGCGCUGAAGCUGAAGAAUCUAGCCUUCUCAAGAAUAUUUCAAAAAUAAAAAUAUCAGAAGGUUAUGAUCAUAAAGGAUAUCCAUUAUCUCAUCCAUUGGCAACGACACCAUUUCCUGGUGCAACGACUGCUGCACAAAGAGAGAAAGCAAGACAAUUGUUGAAGAAAAUGACACUUCAACAACCAUCGGAGAAAAGUUCGAAAAAGUCGAAGAAAAGUAAGAAAAGUAGCAGAGGAAGUUCGAAAAAAGGCAAAAAAGAUACUUGUGUCAAUUGUUCAACUUGCUCGGAUUGUUGUCGAAAAUGUCAUUUGAAACAUAUGGUAACUGAUGAAGAUCGCGAAAAAUUCCGGCUUGAUAUUAUUAAAUUGCGUAAAAAUAUUCAACGCCCCGAAAAGCGAAGACAACAACAUAUCAAUUCGCCAUACGAUGACACUCAAUCUGUUUCAACUACUUCUAUUUCCGUUUCUUCCCACAAUGAAUGA
Messenger RNA from Caenorhabditis angaria, 893 nucleotides. The record is from the annotation of a GenBank genome assembly. NCBI's taxonomy places the organism in Eukaryota, Metazoa, Nematoda, Chromadorea, Rhabditida, Rhabditidae.